UCUUGGAAUAGAAAUGGCUCGAGAAUGUCAUGCCUUAUCGCCUGAAACUUAUAUUGUCGAGGAAUCUAGGCAGUUUGAUGGGGCUUGUGGAACUGAGCGGCUGACCCAACCGUCAACUGCCCCAGAAGAAGAUCAUGACUCUGCCAAGGAGAUCUCUGGAAAUGAUUUAGACUCAAAUGUGCAAGUUUCUGCGCAUCAACUUUCAGCUCCUAGAGCCAAAGGAAAAAAGCAAAAGGCGAAGAACACUCAAGGAUUUAGACCAUCUUCACCCUCGCCUAGUGCUUUCAACUCAUCUGAAUCCAUCGACGGUGGUGUCAGCUCAAGUAGCACCUCUAUGGAAGCUGCAUUCUCACAAAUUUUGUCCAUGCAUGAGAUGCUAAAUCAGCUUCUUAAUAUGCAAAAAGAAACACAAAAGCAGAUGGGUAUGAUGGUCGCUGUUCCUGUUACCAAAGAAGGAAGAAGACUCGAGGCUGCCUUGGGACGGAGCAUGGAGAAGGCUGUCAAGGCCAACUCCGAUGUCUUAUGGGCUCGUUUCCAAGAAGAGAGUGCAAAACAAGAGAACUCACUUCGUGAUCGUACUCAACAAAUAACCAAUAUGAUAUCUAACUGCUUUAACAAGGACAUGCCGGGGCUAAUUGAAAAAAUAAUGAAGAAAGAACUGGCAGCUGUUGGACAAGCCGUCACACGCAGUAUUGCCCCUACAGUUGAGAAAGCUGUAUCAACUGCUAUUUCAGAAGCCUUCCAGAAAGGAGUUAGUGACAAGGCAGUGAACCAACUGGAGAGAACAGUUAGCUCCAAACUCGAAGCUUCUGUUGCUAGGCAAAUCCAAGCGCAAUUCCAAACCUCUGGCAAGCAAGCACUUCAGGUCAGCAUGAGCAUGCGAUUCUUUAUUUAGUUAAUGCCACUCAGU
This is a messenger RNA of Nicotiana tabacum (common tobacco), 910 nucleotides long. NCBI's taxonomy places the organism in Eukaryota, Viridiplantae, Streptophyta, Magnoliopsida, Solanales, Solanaceae. The record is from RefSeq and is a predicted model, not a curated record.